AUGCCGACCGACAAGAACGGCGUCAGCUUCUUCACUCCAACAGAGGAACACGACGAAGAGGAGACGGUAGCCACGUCUCCCUCUUCUGAGGUACGGUCUGACUGACUUACAAUAUCUGGAAAAGUUUUUUUUAGGCUGGACGCCCAAAUGCUCUGGAUAACAUCCGCGAUUACGGAAUGAGUAAGUCAUUAUCCUUAUCCGCGUGAACUUUGCACUAAAUGUUAUAAACUCUAAAUGGGCCGGGAAUUCGAGUCAUUUGAAUAUCCAAAACCGGUGAAAAGUGGUUAGCGAAAAGAAAAGCUAUGGGAUCGAAGCAAUCCACGUUGGAGAAGGUUACUUUCUCGCUUUUCCGACAUGACAAAGAACUGGUUUGCAGCGUGAGAAUGCGUCGGAAAACAAGACUGGGAGAUACGGGGUAAUCAGUGAGCAACCGGCGGGAACUGAUAGUAUGCCUAACCAAGGCCCUCCUGUUCUGAAAUCUCCCAUUUUCAACGUAAAUCUGGCAAAGAUCCGUUCCACUGACACGAUUGUCGGCCCGAACACUGCGAAAAAAGCGAGAUCGUUCAACAUGACCGAGGUGGAUUUCUCGAUCACGGGCAUCUCGAGCACUUUCGCUCCCGUUCCGGUCGUGAACAAUGAGUCGAAUAGCUUGUGAGAACACUAUCAGGGAGUGUCUAUGAACAGUUUGAGUCUAGGAUCCCUGAAAAACUCGAUACGACGCCUGAGAAUUCGCCUGAGAAAUCAACGGCGACUGCCCGGAAGGUCGAGCAUCCGCCUGACUCUCCGAGUCCGAAACGAAAAGUGAAAAAACAAAAGUCGGAGGAUUCAGAGCCGCCCGAGGGAUAUUUCCAAGCGAAGCAGAAGUGAGAGUGCGAAUGAAUUGGGGGAGAAUGAGAUUCGGUCAUUUAGAGAGAAGAUUGAGCGGAAACGGUCGAACAGUAGAAGUCCGCCCAAGGAAGCGCCGACAGUUGAGAAAAAGAAAAGUGAAAAGAGUCAGAAAAGUGAGAGUUAUAAUGAAAAUGGGACAUGCCACUUCUCCAGUGUAUAACGUUAAACCGGGUGUGAUUCAGAUGACUUAUCCACAGACGUGACGAAUGCUCAAAUUGGUGAGCACAAAAAGUGUUGUGAUAGUCUAUGGUUUUCUGUUCGGAGAAUGUGUUCACUUCGUCUUUUCCUUUUUUUAUCAAUCAUACUUUCAGAGACCGUCGACAGCGAGCUCUUCGACUCGGGACCGUUCAAAAAGAACUACGCGGUGAGCUUGUCCGCUCUUCCGUCUUCAGGCCUAAAUCAAUCCUAAUCGCUUUCAGAUGGGCCAUGCCGACCAUUCGACUGCGUCUCCGUUCGAAAUUUCAACGACUCCGAUCGAAGUACACGAGUCGCGCGUCCACAAAACCAUUGAGAUAUCUAACCGGUAAGUGGGAAGGUUUUUCGAAAACGUUUUGCGUCGCUCGAAUAUUCGGAGCCUAAUUUUUAGCGAAAAGGGCUCAAAAACGAGACGGUGGUCUUGCUUGUGAGUUUACCAGCAGAACUCGUCGUAAACCUAUUCUAUAGGCACUUCUAACAUUCUUUCUAUCCCUUUUUCUCCUAAUCACCUUUAAAUAACACUUUCCUAGCCCAUUUUCUGUGAUGCCCAGUGCACGUUGUCCUGUGUGGUCAAACCUCUGUCCGUUGUGCAUGUCCCCGUGUGUCUUUUUCAGCGAAAAUGUGUCGACGUCGAAAAUCGAAGAGAAGAAGGCGGAAGUGCCAAAGAAGAAGCUUCCGACUCUGCAGCAACAACUACAGCAUCAGAAGGAGCGAAGGAAUACAGUGGCACACGUGGCAAUGGGUCUCGCGAAGAACGGAUCGACUUCCGUGGUCGGAACCGAAUUCUAUUCGCCGCCCUGUUCGGAAAAGGAGGGACUCAAGAAAAGGUUGAGGAUUUGUAUUAAAUGACUCAUUGUGCUGCUGAUUCUGAUUCGGUUUCAGAACCGCAUUCCCAUGAUUACAAUGCUAACCACAAUUCUCUUCUUCCUUUUUUGUAUUUGGGAGGAAGGAUUAGCACACAGACUGCAAGAGUUUUUUCUUGGCUCUUCCUCCUUCUUCUUCCACCUCUUGAGCAGAAAGUUGAGAAAGAGGCUCCUCCCUUUCGCAGAAUUGAAUGUGAAAACGAGAAGAGCCAAGGUUGAUUUUAUGGCAGCUGCCCAUUCACCCAUUUUCACAUUUCCUUGUGCGCUUUUGAUUCACGAAACACUUUCGGCUCCUUGCAUUCACUGUGAGCAGCUCAUAUUUGAAAUAGAGCGUUCAGAGCUCACUUUUUUCUGGGAAUCUUGGUCCGUCGAACCGGAAAUUCGUUGACAUUCGCACUCUGAUCGAUGAGCACGCUUGAGUAUAUUCUAGUCGUACAAAAACUUAUAGAAGUAAAUCCCCCACAAAAAGGUGUUUUCGCUACUGAUUUACAGCCUCGAGAGCUGUGAUUCUUGCCAUUUUCGAUUCACCACUUUCUGGCUUCUAGCAGGCUCACAUUUGUGGGUACUUGUGAACUGAAAUUCCAAACCGAAAACGUUAGACAUUCUGUUAUUGGUAGGCUUCCUUAUCCCCUUCAUUUCCCUUCUGAUCCGUUCCAGAUUAUCGGCUCCCCGCCAAAAAAAAAGAAGAGUGAAUACAUCCAAAUCUUAUUUCUUUUUGGUCAUGCACAUUUCCCUUAUGCCAACUAUGCUUUUUUCACAUUAAAAAAGUGUUCGACUACAUGAUAUUGUAGUUCAAAAGACAUUCAAGAAACCACUCGUCCGCAAUGGCUCUCGAUAUUGACUUGCAUGUUUUAUGGGCGAAAGUGCAGUAAGUUUGAGAAGUCAAUAUCCUCUCGUGUGUGCGUGUUUUUUCAUGUGCAUGAUCUCCUCCUUCUCAUCUAACUGUCUUUUUGUAGGAUAUGAGAAAUGUAUAAACACAACAAGAUUUUCUGUGAUUUCCAGAUUCGCACCAUUAUCAAAUAUCCUACCAACCCCAUUGCAAUGUCAAGUUUCAGAGCUCGUCUCGAAUCGCAGAACGAAGGAUGUCUGUCGCCGUCUUCGCUGAAAUCGGUUCUCGACGAAAUUCAGACGGAGCCACGGUGCAAGUCGCCGCAGCAGCUCGAUCUGCACACUUUCAGGUUGGACUGCGCCUUCUAUGAAUGACGUCAUCUUGAUCGUGUUUCUUUCAGAGAUGCCGUAGACGUCAACUAUCAACGCAUGGCGAUCACUGGAGAGGAGCUGAGCGGAGUGCCUUUGGAGGAUCUGAAGACGGCCUCCGGACACCUCAUCGAGGCCCUUCAGCUGCGCUCCCGUUACAUGGAACGCAUCGGAAAUCAGUUUCCGUCGACGACUCGCAACUUUUUGACUGGACACUAUCCGAAUAAUCUUCCGAAACAUCGUGUUAAGAACACGGAGACCAGUGAGUUGAAGUUCUGAUUGUCCUUCGAAAAGUUUGUUCAAAUUGUUCUUUUUCAGUUAGACAGCUAUGUAAGUUUCGGGCAGAUUAACAGUUUUAUUUAUUUGGAGGGUAUGAGCACACAGUAUUAUGAUGAUGGUAGACAGCACUCACAUGAAGAAUCCACGUUCAUUUGCACACUGAUCUGUUCGAGGUUGAGAUCGACACGUAGUUGUUUAGUUGUGAACAGGCUUCUACCGUACAUCUAUCCUAUCAUCUAUUAUCCUGAGGAUCACCUGAAGAUUUAGACAAUGCCUAUCCGAUUCAGCAAUUUCUGUUUCAAUUUAGCACAAGUAAUGUUUCAUCCGCCCAGCGUCGCGAACCUGGAGGGUAAGAGAGUUUGCGAGUGAACAGUCCGCUCUCACAACUGACUUGUUUGGUUUUCCAUUACUUUCAGCUAAGACUCUAACUCUUAACUAGCCUAGAAUAUCUACCAUAAGUACAGUAAUCCAGUGAACAAAUUGUUCACUCAUCAUUAAGGUUGACAUUAGUUAUACUAAUAGUUGUUUCACUCUUUCUCGGUUUCUCACCGUUUCUUGUAGUGAAUUGCUCCCCCUACGAUUUCCCGUUUGUGUCUGAUUCCCGUCAAUUUCGUCCUCUUUCAACUUCUACUCCUACCGGAUGAAAUGACUGUUAACAUCCGGAUUUCCUUCUAAACUAGUGUCACUGUUCGUCCCGUAAUUCUGUUCCUAUUUCAGCUGUGCAGACGUCGUUCAAUCCACCAGAUCCGCCAAAGGAUCACUGGGGAAAGAAUGAUCCGUUGCCGAAGUACGAGAAGAUCUAUCAGUUGAAGAGAAACCGUGGAGUGGUUUGUGAGAGUCGUGAUGACUUGAAGAUGAUUCCUAAUUUUAGACCGAAAUCUGUCUUGAAGACGGAACCCUCGAUGAACAGUUCAAGUCUGUCUACGUGACGAAGGAGGAGUUCCUGAACGACACGGAGAAGCUGACUGCGAUGAUCGUCGACGGGCCUCUGAAGUCGUUCUGUUUCCGUCGUCUCUCCUACUUGGAAACAAGUUCCAGCUGCACGUUCUGCUCAAUGAACUCCGUGAGCUGCACGAGCAGAAGGGCGUCUCCCAUCGUGAUUUCUACAACAUUCGGAAAGUGGACACUCACAUUCACGCCGCCUCGUCCAUGAAUCAGAAGCACUUGCUCCGUUUCAUCAAGAAGAAGAUAAAGACGGAGGCCGAUGCCGUCGUGCUCGAGAAGGACGGUCAGAAAGUGACGAUGAAGGAGGUUUUCAAGAAGAUGGGCAUCGAUGCGUACGAUCUUUCGGUCGACAUGCUCGAUGUGCACGCCGAUCGCAACACUUUCCAUCGUUUCGAUAAGUUCAACACGAAGUACAAUCCAGUCGGCGAGUCGACUCUUCGUGAGAUCUUCAUCAAAACUGACAACUACGUCGGCGGAAAGUACUUUGCCGAUCUUCUGAAAGAAGUGCUCUCGGAUCUCGAGGACAGCAAGUACCAGCAUUCGGAGCCACGUCUCUCGAUCUACGGACGCAGCAAGAGCGAGUGGGACAACCUGGCCAAAUGGGCUCUCACUCACGACGUCUGGAGCCCGAACGCCAGAUGGCUCAUUCAGAUUCCGCGACUCUAGUGAGUUGUGAGAGCUCUUCAAAACUGAUUGUUAUUUUCUUUCAGCGAUGUCUACCGCGCCAAGAACAUGGUCAAGAACUUUGACGACAUGCUCGACAACCUAUUCACUCCUCUGUUCGAAGUGACCAACGAUCCGUCGACCCACCCGGAACUCCAUCUCUUCCUGCAGCAAGUCUCUGGAAUCGAUUCGGUCGACGAUGAGAGCAAGCACGAAUUUGUUCACGUACGUUCUCUUCCUCCCUUACCCUAUUGAAUAUUUUUCAUCUUGCAGUUUGAUCGUUCCACUGCUUGUCCUCCAGAAUACACCGACCUGGAGAAUCCACCGUACAACUAUUAUCUCUUCUACAUGUACGCCAACAUUUGCGCCCUGAACGCCUUCCGUCGUGCCCGCGGACUCAACACUUUCGCACUGCGUCCACAUUGCGGAGAGGCCGGACACGUGUCCCAUCUCCUGACUGGAUACCUGACCAGCGAGAGCAUUGCUCACGGAAUCCUGCUCCGCAAAGUGCCCGUCCUUCAGUACCUCUUCUACCUGACUCAGAUCGGAAUCGCUAUGUCGCCGCUGUCGAACAAUUCGCUGUUCAUCAGUUACCAGAGAAAUCCGCUUCCGGAAUACCUGCAGAAGGGUCUCAAUGUUUCCCUUUCGACCGAUGAUCCUCUCCAGUUCCAUUACACAAAGGAGGCGUUGAUGGAAGAGUAUUCGAUUGCCGCGCAGGUGUGGAAGCUCAGCUCGUGCGACAUGUGCGAGUUGGCCAGAAACAGUGUCAUGCAGAGUGGAUUCGAGGAUAAGGUCGGUCCUAAAUGAAGUGAACCUUCCUCUCAACUUUUUUUUGCAGGUCAAAAUCCACUGGCUCGGACCGAGCUACAAGGAGGAAGGUGUGCUCGGAAACGACAUCCACCGCACCAACGUGCCCGAUAUCCGUGUCAGCUUCCGUCACGAGGCGCUCGUCGAUGAGCUCUACAAUCUGUUCCGUGUACAGAGCACCCUCAAGCAGUAG
Molecule: messenger RNA, 6030 nt
Organism: Caenorhabditis sp. 36 PRJEB53466
Lineage: Eukaryota; Metazoa; Nematoda; Chromadorea; Rhabditida; Rhabditidae
Source: the annotation of a GenBank genome assembly